Trichophyton benhamiae CBS 112371 is the source of this 798-nucleotide messenger RNA. RefSeq lists its product as uncharacterized. The transcript has 2 exons. Bases 1 to 798 code for a protein of 265 amino acids. Lineage: Eukaryota; Fungi; Ascomycota; Eurotiomycetes; Onygenales; Arthrodermataceae. The record is from RefSeq and is a predicted model, not a curated record.
AUGGAGAAACGACCGAGAGCCCUUCUCUUUGACGUUGGCGGCGUUUGCGUUAUAUCCCCGUUCCAGGCAAUUUUGGACUACGAGAAGGCCAACAAGAUACCUAUUGGAUGGAUCAAUUACAGUAUACAGCAUACCUCGCCUGACGGGGCAUGGCACCGACUGGAGCGAGGCGAAGUUCCUCUGGACGCGGCCUGGUUCAAGUCGUUCAACAGUGACUUCCGCCAUCUUCACCUAUGGAAGAAGUUCCUCGAGCAGUCAUCUACUUGGCCUACCGGGGAGAAUGACAAGAAGAUUCCUGAUAUGCCGAGUGUAGAUGCAGAGUAUCUGUACUGGGAGAUGAUGCGAGUUGCCCAAAGCCCCGAUCCAUACAUGUUUCCCGCACUACAGAAAUUAAAGGACUCCGGGCUGUUCAUUAUGGGUGCUUUAUCAAAUACCACUAUCAUACCCGAUGAGACAAGCAAGCUUGACAAGACGUCUGACCAUGCGGGCGAGCAAGUGAAGCGAUUCUUCGACUUUUUCAUCUCCAGCGCGCACACGGGGUUGCGCAAACCGGACCCGAGAAUUUACGAGCUUGCCCUACGGGAGAUUAAUGAUGCUAGGAAGGCUAAGGGGAUAGAAGGAGGAGAUAUUCGGGCGGAAGAGGUGGUAUUUUUGGACGAUAUCGGGGUGAAUCUGAAGUGGGCGAGGAAGGCUGGGAUGGGCACGAUCAAGGUCGAUUUGGGGCGCACAAGAGAGGCAGUGAAAGAGCUGGAGAGACGAACGGGCUUGACUUUACUGGAGAGCAAGCCGAUGAUAUAG